Molecule: messenger RNA, 597 nt
Organism: Solanum tuberosum (potato)
Lineage: Eukaryota; Viridiplantae; Streptophyta; Magnoliopsida; Solanales; Solanaceae
Exons: 3
Coding region: 1-597 (198 amino acids)
Source: RefSeq, a predicted model, not a curated record
AUGUGUUAUCCUACUGAAGAAGGUGGUUUGGGCUUUAAAAGACUUUAUGACAUUUGCAAGGCCUUCAGUGCCAAGAGAUGGUGGAGGAUGAAGACCAUGAAUAACUUGUGGUCCAACUUUAUGAAGGCCAAAUAUUGUCCUAGAACCAAUAUGGUGGCCAAAGUUAUUAACUCAAAAAAUUUCAAUGCUUGGAGAAAUUUGCUUUAUAUUAGGCCAAUUGUGGAACAAAGUAUCAAAUGGAAAAUCAACGAAGGUAGUGCAUAUUUCUGGUGGGAUAACUGGCCUAAUAAGGGUCCUUUAGCCAAUAGAGUCCGAUUACAAAGAAAACCUGGCAGCAACACGGGGGUUCUUGAUUAUUGGUGGCAAACAAACGCUAGGAAUGAAGUACACAAGAUGCUCCUACACGUGGCUAUUUCCAAAAAAUACAGCAAGAUGGACAGUAAAUGGGGAUGGAGUACUAUAUGCUUGAUUGCUGAAAAUUAUAAACCAAGAAUCACUAGCAUCGUGGUCUAUUGGACAAGACCUCAAGGAAAUAUAUGGAAAUUGAAUACAGAUGAUAGCUGGACAAAGAUUGGCUGGAAUAGGAGGAAUCGUUAG